AUGAGUGACGGAACUCCUAGGAUACCUGCGGCCUUUCCAAGGUCUCCUGCAACUGGUCGAGCACGUCGAGUGCCUCAUUCACCCUCACCUCCAGCUCGGGAAUCUCCACCUCGUUCAGUGGGUGCGAUUGUUUCUACUUCCAUGACUUCAACUAUCGCAACAGGUCCAAAGAACAACGCCCCGCCCAGCAUGGUACAAACUAGAGACGUUGCUCUUCCACCGUUAAUAUCGCUCGAUACACUAGAUGCGCCGACACAACGUUUAUACGCGGUUGGCUUCUUUGUCCUUCUGCAAGCGUGGAAGUUUUACGACAUCGCGCGAUUGUAUACUACGGAUGGGGACUCGAUAUCUGAGUUGUGGUUCUGCUCUAAAUGGCUGGUUGUGGAUGGCUGUUUCUUUUGGUUCCUACCAUUACUUCGGAUACCCUGGCUCACAUUUACGCCGAAUUUCACCCUGCGUACUAUAGCUAUUUUCUCGGUGGUGGACAUCUUUUUGAGUCUGAAAUAUGAGAUCCCUCUUACAGCGAUUAUUGGAGGCCUUUGGAAGUUUAUUUAUGAUCGGGAGGUUUCCAUUUCUGAGAAAAGUGUCAAGUGGUACGAUAUCGUAAAUAACAACUCCCACAUCCAGGGAAAGUAUACGGUUCAUAUUUUACCUGAAGGUGCCGUCAAACUGAAUCCGAAUGCAAACUGUUUCUGCUUGGGGGAGGGUGUCUCUGCAAUCAAUCUCCCUAUUCGCAUCAAUGGGACGAAUCCCAUUCACAUACAGCUUGCCAGAAUUGAUUUUGAGACGGGGGGCGCGGAUGUGAUCGAUAUUAGUGCCAAAGAGAUUAAAAAGAUGCUUAAACGGGCUGAGAAAGGCGAGGAUCCAAAGUUACAGGUUCUCUCGUAUUCAGUCAAACAGCCUGGCCUUUAUCGUCUCACCAAAGUCACAGAUGUGACAGAAUUGGACGUCCGCAUUUAUCGAUCUGAGGCUCUUGUCGUAUCUUGUCCGAAGGCAGCACUCAAAGUUUCCCCUACGUACAAAAGGAAUAAGUGCAAGGGGGAUAUGUCGGAUCUUGCACUGCAAGUAGAGGGCCUUGCGCCUCUUCAAAUUACAUAUAGCCGUGAGAUGAAAGGGAAGCCUACUGUGUUUACAGUCCAAAGUAUUCAUCCCGAAAACUUCGAAUCGCCUCUGCUUGCUGGAUUCAGCAGCGAUGGGACAUUGGCAGAGCAAGGCGAUGCUGCCCUGUCCUGGGCGCAACGUCAGAAUAUUCCUGUACCUCUUAACGAAUCACUUGGUUCCUCUGGCGACUGGGUUUAUUCAGUGGAUAAGGUUUCUGAUGCCUGUGGCAAUGCUGUCGAUUACAAUGCUGCUUAUGAGGAUGGUGAUUAUGUCGUUCCUAAGAGAGGGAGCCUUUCGCAAAACCUCAAAGUUCAUGAUAGGCCGCUUGCUCGCUUUCUUGGCUGUGAUCCUCAGCAUCCGAUGGAUCUGCCGAAGGGAGCCACGGGGGUUCUUCCCAUACAGCUCUUGUCUGGUCAAGAUGAUGCGCCAUACGAGGUUGAGCUUACUUUCACGCCGUACGAAAAGCUUGGGUUGGCCUCUGAGCACGCUUUGGGUGCGGCGGCGGGGGUACAUAAACUCAAGACUCUUAGCCAUGUUGUCUCCAUCAAGGAACCCGGUCUUUAUAGUGUGAAGGCGAUUUCUAGUGACUUUUGUUCCGGCGAUGUGAUGGAGCCAGCUUCAUGUCUUGUCAUUACUCCUCCUGAACCAAGCAUGGCUAUGAGAUCCGACGAGAUCCUCGAUAAAUGCACCGGAUCAUCGAUUGGUCUUACGAUCGAUCUUACACUUGUUGGAGCUCCGCCCUUCGAACUUUCCUACCGCCUGAUAAAAGACAAUGGGAACCCGGCAGUCAAGACUUUGACGAUUGAACGCACCAGACAUCAAGUGCAAUUCACCCCUGCGGAUGCUGGUCACUACGCAUAUGAGUUUUUCAGUCUACGGGACAAAAAUUACGCUAAUGUCAAGAUUGAUCCAAAAACCAAUUAUGUGGAGCAAACUGUCAAACCUAUGGCUGGGGCAACCUUUGUCGAUCCUUCUCCUAGAAAGAAGGUCUGUAUUGAUCAGCCUGUCGAAUUUGACGUCAAGAUGCAGGGGAUGCCUCCAUUAACAUUGAACUACGAACUCAUUCAUAACGGCAAAAGAACCAAGAUGACGGAACCUAACAUCACGACCGGUAUCCAUACAAUCAGGACCCCACCAUUGGCAAACGGUGGGGAAUAUGCGCUGGCUCUAACCACGGUUGAGGAUGAGAGCGGUUGCCAGAUUUUUGUUGGGUCCGAGGCCAAGAUCGAUGUCAGAUGGCAAAGGCCAAAGGCACAAUUUUCCUCGAUUGAAGGUAAAAUGUCCGUAAGGGCUCUAGAAAGGAAGACUGUAGACAUUCCAUUACGCUUAACUGGCGAAAGUCCUUGGGAUGUAUCCAUUCGGAACCUAGACAGUAAUGAGCCUGCCAAACAGCUCAAAUUCGCUGGUUCCAACGCCUACCUGACCGUCAGGGAUCCGGGUCGGUACAAACUUGAGAGCGUACAUGACAAUGGGUGCCCUGGAACAAUAACCGAAUCAGACAGCACGUUUCUGAUCACCUGGAUAGCAAGGCCGAUGUUGAAGUUAGCAGAAUCUUCGUCCACAACCAAGGGUGAUGUGUUCACUAGAAAAGAUGUUUGCGAAGGAGAUGAAGAUGCUAUCGAGCUUGCCUUCGUUGGGAGCCCACCCUUCACAAUCGACUAUGAGCGGACAUUCAGGCCUGAGGGCUAUGAUUCUAGAAGAGCGCUUGACCCAAUUCCCCAAAAACUUACUGCUGGCCUCGGUGUUGCUACUGUGCGCCUAGAGACAUCCCAGGCGGGUGUCAACCGGUAUAAGUUUUCUCGGAUUGCAGAUAGUCUUUACGAUAGCCCACGGGAAAGCCUUGUCCAGAAUCCAAUUAUCCUUGAGCAGACUAUCCACUCGAGGCCGUCCACGAGUUUCGCAAAUCCCAGCAAAGUCUAUAAGUAUUGUCUGGAUGCGGGCGCGGGAGAUGAUAUAAUUCCCAUCCAGCUUCAUGGGAAAGCGCCGUUCUCAUUGACCAUCAAUAUUAAACACUUCAAUACCGGCAAGAGCGAUGUCAUCAAUAUCCCGCACAUUGAUUCCAAUAUCUUUAACUUUAGAAUCCCAAGCCAUGCUUUAACACUCGGAAGCCAUGCAGUUAGUGUCCUCAAAGUGAAGGAUUCUCGUGGAUGUGUACGAAAGACUAUGGAGGGUCCCCAUGUUAUGGUGGCUGUUGCUGAUAUGCCAACUAUCUCACCUUCCAGCCAACAAACGAAUUACUGCGUCGGAGAUCGUAUAUCUUUUACACUUUCGGGGGUCCCGCCUUUUGCUGUUGAGUACGAAUGGAACGGUGUUUUGAUGAAGGCACACAAUCAGCCUUCCGAAUUUGCCCGUGUAGCGGAGAAGCCUGGUAAUUUCACGAUUACGGGACUUCAGGAUUCUGCGAGUGAUUGCAAGGUGAAUGUUGGGCUCACUCAGAUUGUCCGUGAGGUCCCUUCUGUUCGAAUUAGCGACGGUUAUACAGUGGUCAGGGGUAUUCCCGAGGGUGACCAAGCUGAGAUUCACUUCGACUUUUAUGGCACCCCACCAUUUACAUUCACAUAUACUCGUAGUGAGAUUGCCAAGAAGGGCUCGAAGCCCAGAAUCCUUGAAAUGCAUUCACAAACUACAGACGGCUAUAAAUACAGUAUGUUUGCAUCCCAGGAAGGCACCUACGAAGUUGUGUCCAUUGAGGACAGUUACUGCUCCUACGCUGCGGGCAAGGCGAACUCGGGACGGAAAAGGUAG
Messenger RNA from Tuber melanosporum (Perigord truffle), 3846 nucleotides. RefSeq lists its product as uncharacterized. Lineage: Eukaryota; Fungi; Ascomycota; Pezizomycetes; Pezizales; Tuberaceae. The transcript is spliced from 6 exons. Gene Ontology annotation, biological process: nuclear pore organization; protein import into nucleus. The record is from RefSeq and is a predicted model, not a curated record. Gene Ontology annotation, molecular function: structural constituent of nuclear pore. Gene Ontology annotation, cellular component: nuclear pore transmembrane ring. The coding region runs from base 1 to 3846 and encodes 1281 amino acids.